Molecule: messenger RNA, 306 nt
Organism: Paramecium sonneborni
Lineage: Eukaryota; Ciliophora; Oligohymenophorea; Peniculida; Parameciidae
Source: the annotation of a GenBank genome assembly
AUUUAUUUAAGCUUAACAUUUCUGUAAAUUUUUACUCGCCAAUGAAAAAAGAUCAAGACUAUCCAAAAAUUUUAAAUUAAAAUGAAGAGAAUGAAUAAAUUAUUGAAGAACCUCGAACUGUCUUAAUUAAUCAACCUCUUAAUGUAACAUAAACUCAAAACUUUUUUGUUUUGGAAUUAAAACCUAAUACCAUGAGUAAGUUUAAUCUUUUAAGAUUCAAACAAGCCCUGGCCAAAAAGAUUAUCAAAAAAUUAAAUAAAUGAAAAGACUCAUGAUUUUUUUCCUAAAUAUAUUAAAUACCAAAAC